UUUGACAGUGACAGGUACUGUCAUCAGCAGGUGUGUGUCCCAUAUGUUGUAAUCUCGCAGUAACAAUUAAAAUAUUUUUAAAAUGGAAAACGUGGAAGAUCUUAAAACCAAAAUUAGCGAAUUAGAAAAUAAAGUCAAGUUACUGACCACGAAAAAUGCUCGGGAAAAAAUUGAGACCAUGUCGACUGAAGUGGUGGAUUCAAACCCCUACAGUCGUUUAAUGGCAUUGAAACGCAUGGGAAUUGUAAACAACUACGAAAACAUAAGAAACUUUUCUGUUGCAAUUGUUGGUGUUGGGGGUGUAGGAAGCGUAACAGCAGAAAUGUUGACUCGAUGUGGGAUAGGAAGACUCAUUUUGUUCGAUUAUGACAAAGUAGAAUUAGCUAAUAUGAACCGAUUAUUCUUCCAACCGCACCAAUCAGGUUUAAGUAAAGUUGAAGCUGCUGCUGAAACUUUGAAAAAUAUCAAUCCUGAUGUUGAUAUUUCAACGUACAAUUAUAAUAUCACAUCUAUUGAAAACUUUGACAACUUUUCAAACAUACUCAGGACUGGGAGUUUAACAAAUGGUCCAGUUGACCUUGUUUUAAGUUGUGUUGAUAACUUUGAAGCAAGGUUUACGAUAAACGCAGUAUGUAAUGAAUUCAACUUGACUUGGUUCGAGUCAGGAGUGUCAGAAAACGCCGUCUCAGGUCACGUCCAAUUUAUUGUACCUGGGGAGACUGCAUGUUUUGCGUGCGCCCCUCCACUGGUAGUAGCAUCAAACAUCGACGAGAAGACCUUGAAAAGGGACGGUGUCUGUGCAGCAAGUCUUCCAACAACCAUGGGCGUAAUUGCAGGUUUUCUAGUUCAAAAUGCCUUAAAAUACCUCUUAAAAUUCGGCAACGUUUCUAACUAUCUGGGAUAUAGUGCUUUAACCGAUUUUUUCCCAAACAUGAAUUUGAAACCUAAUCCACACUGUGAUGAUUCCAAUUGUCGGUUAAGACAGAAGGAAUUUGCAGCUAAACCUAAAGUCCAAAUUGUUGAAAAUACACAGGAGAGUGAUACACCUCUCCACGAGGAUAAUGAAUGGGGCAUUUCACUCGUUGAUGAAAGUGUUGAAAAUGAGAAAGGAAGUCAAAAUGUAGCCUCGGGUGUUAGUUUGGCUUACACAGUUCCUGAUAAAGAAAUUGGAGAUGUUGAGGUAUCUAAAAGCGAUGAUACGAGUUUAGAGGAACUCAUGGCGCAAAUGAAAGCUAUUUAAAUGUUUUUAAUUAUAUUUUAUCUGAUGUUUUAUCUUUUAGUAAAUUGAAAUUAAAACAAAUUGAAAACUGUUUUAUAAGAUUUAAUUUUUAUGAAGAUAAAUAAUUAUAUUUCUAUUUAUUUUAAUAAAAAAAUUUACAAUAAAAUGGGUGAAACCAGAUUAAAAUUGGCUAAAAAAGAUGUCGGAUUUGACUUUUUCUGUAUUUAAGUUUGCUAUAAACGCUUACACUUUGCAAUUUCCUCCAUGUCUGAAAUGGAAAGUAUUGUUUUAUAAAAUCAGCUGUUCAAUAUAUUUAAUAUAAUUUUUUACAGAUA
Tribolium madens (black flour beetle) is the source of this 1554-nucleotide messenger RNA. It is a transcript of the gene Uba5, whose product is annotated as ubiquitin-like modifier-activating enzyme 5. NCBI's taxonomy places the organism in Eukaryota, Metazoa, Arthropoda, Insecta, Coleoptera, Tenebrionidae. Gene Ontology annotation, biological process: protein ufmylation. Bases 83 to 1240 code for a protein of 385 amino acids. Gene Ontology annotation, cellular component: cytosol; cytoplasm. The transcript is spliced from 4 exons. Gene Ontology annotation, molecular function: UFM1 activating enzyme activity. The record is from RefSeq and is a predicted model, not a curated record.